Molecule: messenger RNA, 1434 nt
Organism: Penicillium longicatenatum
Lineage: Eukaryota; Fungi; Ascomycota; Eurotiomycetes; Eurotiales; Aspergillaceae
Product: glycosyl hydrolase family 79 C-terminal domain-containing protein
Exons: 7
Coding region: 1-1434 (477 amino acids)
Source: RefSeq, a predicted model, not a curated record
AUGAUGAUCUUUUGUUUAUUUGGGCUGUUCUAUCUGCCCAGUCUUACUUCGGCAGCUAGCCUUUCGUUUGAUAUUCCCUCCAGCCCCCCAUCCAAUGCAAGUGCCACGCUCACUGAAGCCCCUGUCGGUGUCUCCUUCGAGUUCUUCGCAUACCCCGCAUAUGUAACCAGUGUCGCGUCGACAGAGCAGUGCCUGAGCAAUUUCAAAGACUUGACUGGAGUUUGGCCACCUAUCCGUAUAGGUGGCACUACCCAGGACCGAGCCACAUAUGAUGCCUCAUCAAGUGCUGCCGUCACUUAUACCGUGGCUGCUUCAGGUGAUGCUCCUGAUUCUCUCACCUUUGGACCAUCGUUUGUCGCAUUAGCUGCGGAGUACGAUGGGGAUGUAACUUUAGGCCUCAAUCGUCGCUUAGACAAUAUAUCCAAUACAAUUGCAGCUGCAAAACUCGCGGUCGAGGAGAUGGAUAACCUCUAUGCCAUUGAACUCGGCAAUGAGCCAGAAUUCUAUUCUUCUACCGACCCAAUCGCGGACGGUGCCUCUUGGACUGCCGCAGCUGACUAUGCGUCUCAGGUUAAAUGGCAAGAUGAAGUUUUCGGAAACUUAUCCAUUGAGAAUAUUGUUUCCGCCGGUGUUUAUUUUGGAACAUCUCCGGAGAGCAUAGUCGGUCUUACCGCAGUUGAGGGGGAUGCUAAUGACUACGUGAAGGAUUAUUGCUCUCACAAUUACCCCCAGUCUGCAAGUACUGCUGACCUGGAGACGCUUAUGGGUCAUAGCGAUAUUGCCUCGGAAAUCGAGGAAUUUGCUGCAGAGGUUACUGCUGCGGCUGCUAUGGGGAAGGAGCAUGUAUUUGGUGAAACUAACUCCGCGACGGGUGGUGGUGGCGGGAUAAGCCCGACUUUUGGGGCUGCCCUGUGGAUUUUGGACUAUGUCAUGCAAUCCCUCAUCAUGGGCACCAAGUCACUUUACUUCCACCAAGGCACGAUCGGAAACUGCCAAUACUGCUGGUGGGGUCGCUAUGAUAUGGGAUCUCCGUACUUUGGAGCAUACUUUGCCACAAUGGCGCUUGCAAAUGCGGAUCAAAUUGCUCCACUGGAUAGUGGGGAUACAGCAUUCGCGGCAUACGCCAUUUACAAAUCAGGAGCACCUAUUCGGGUUCUCCUUUACAACUCCGAAUACUACACUAGUGGAACUCGAUCAACCCAAGCAUUUGUCCUAAGCGGCAUACCGUCAUCCACUGUGACGGCCAAGCGACUCACUGCUUCAUACGCGACAUCGCGAGUUGAUGAAGGCGAUAGUCCUACUGUUGCGGGACAGUACUUUGGAAAUGGAAACUGUACCCUCAUGGGUGGUGAGGUCACUGAAACUACCACGGCCUCGUCUGGUAAAGCGACAUUCACGGUGGGCGCAUCGGAGGCCCUUCUGAUUGAGCUUUAG